Molecule: messenger RNA, 537 nt
Organism: Nezara viridula (southern green stink bug)
Lineage: Eukaryota; Metazoa; Arthropoda; Insecta; Hemiptera; Pentatomidae
Source: the annotation of a GenBank genome assembly
AUGACCCCGACUUUUAAGAGAUCCUCUCACUUCUUUUUUCCCUUUUUAUCGGUGACCCGUCCUUCCUUUUCAUCCUUUAUCUUAUCUCUCCUCCUUCCUCAAGCUCCUUUGAUCUUUUCCCUGGAAAAAGGCCUCAUCCCAUCUCUUCUUUCAAGGGCUAGCCCAACUCCUCCGCAAUACGUGCUAUGGUACCACAACUCCAAGAUGAUCAACUACGACACAACAAGGGGAGGUGUUCAAGUGAGGACGGAACAGGGACAGAAGACAGAGAGCCACCUGACCAUACACGAAGCUAAGGACUCAGACUCUGGAAACUACACUUGCAGCGCCUCCAACACCCAGCCUGCCUAUAUCCACGUCUUCGUGUCAGAUGGCGUUGAAAUGUACCGAAGAGACAUAAUCGUGAAAGUUAAUACCCUGCUAGAACAUAGCCGUCCACCGGCUUACUCGAUGGCUCUCUUCACCUUGAGAAAGGCAUUAGGCUCCAUAUGGUUUCCUAGGCCUAUUCUUGGGUUUCCGUCCAUGUCUGCGAAGUAG